Messenger RNA from Oppia nitens, 2576 nucleotides. RefSeq names its product ankyrin repeat domain-containing protein 13D-like. Bases 277 to 2520 code for a protein of 747 amino acids. The transcript has 10 exons. Gene Ontology annotation, cellular component: cytoplasm. Gene Ontology annotation, molecular function: protein binding. The record is from RefSeq and is a predicted model, not a curated record. NCBI's taxonomy places the organism in Eukaryota, Metazoa, Arthropoda, Arachnida, Sarcoptiformes, Oppiidae.
UAAAUGAAUUAAAUUAGUUUUUUUGUUGUUGUUAUUAAUAAUUAUUGUUUUGGUUUAUAUGUUGUUGUUGUGAUUAUCAUCAUCUGUGAAGACAACCACACAAUCAGUGUAUAUUAAAUCAGUCGGCAAUUAUUAUCAUAUAUAUGAUAUAUACUGUAUGUGUGUGUCACCGGAUCUGAUCCCAUAUUAUUAUUAUUAUCAAAGUCUAUAGAUAUUCCUCUUCAGCUAAUUUUGUGUCUCUGUGUGUGUGAUAUAUAACUCAUUAUAAAGACAACAAUGUCGUCAUCAAACAACAGCUUAAGACAAUCACCGAUUGAACAGAUGCCGCUGAUGCAGGACAACAAUAUCGGCGGCGGUGCCGCCAACAACAACGAGACUGUUGUUGUUGGCGACGAUGAUCCCGAACUGUUGGCCAAACAGUUUGCCAACGACUAUCCAAUUCAUUGGUUGGUCUGGCAUAACAAUCAUCGCCAAUUGGAUCAGCUGUUUGGCGACAAAAAGAGUUCAUCAUCAUCGUCGUCGUCUCAUAAACCAAACAUUGAGACCCGUGAUCCGCGCGGUCGUACGCCACUUAUGUUGGCCGUAACGCUUGGCCACUACGAGUUGGCUCGACUGUUGCUCCGGCAUAACGCCAACGUUAACUUUGUGGACACACUUGGCUUUAAUGUAUUACAUGAAGCGACCAGCAGUUGUGACCAAGAGUUCAUACGGGAAGUACUCGAGCGCCGGGAUUGGCAACGAUAUACCAGUCGUGUGGACGGCAUUCCCGGGUUAUUGAAGAAAAUAUGUGAUACACCAGACUUUUAUGUCGAAAUGAAAUGGGAGUUCACGAGUUGGGUUCCAUUAGUCACCCGUAUGUGUCCCAGUGAUACCUACAAGAUAUACAAGAGUCGGUCCAGUGUCCGAAUAGAUACCACAUUAGUCGGUUUUGAUCAGACAUCGAACUGGCAGAGAGGCAACCGUAGCUAUAUAUUUACCGGCACCGAAAAUGGCGCCACAUUUAUGGAAGUAGAUCACGAUCGCAAACAAGUAAUAGUCGAAACUAUGAAAAUGUUGACACCAGAUAUGGAGGAUACUAUUGAAAUGUUGAAACCGUCAGACGAUUUGGUCAGCGCCCGGCUGAGCACACCUACAAGCACUACAUAUAUAGAUACCGAUAAAAUCAAUUUCGAAAGGAGUAAAUCGGGAAUUAUUGGCUUCCGGAGCGACCGAAUCGAAACAAUCAACGGCUACGAGACCAAAGUGUUUUGCGCGCACAACGUCGAAGUAGUGACCAAAACCCGAACCGAACACUUGUCCGCUGAGGACAAGGAACGACACAAUUCGGCCACUGCUAGCCGUUUAGCGCCAUUACAGUCCAUAUUGGGUAUGAUUGAAAUUGAAGAGAAAGCGCCCACACCUACAGAAGUCGAGCCCAAUGGUCCGCUGGCCGACGGUGCCACCAACGCUGCUGCCGUCGCCGCUACCAAUCAGCGCAAUCCAUUCAACAUAACUGCUGUCCAGUACUUUGACGCCAAAUACGACCUGAAAGGCCGCGAUAUUGGCCGACAAAAAGAGAUGACCACAAAAAUACAACGAUUCAAAGCCAACUUAUGGCUAUGCGAAGACUAUCCACUAUCAUUGCCCGAACAGGUGCUGCCCAUUGUUGACCUCAUGGCCAUCAGUAGCUCUCAUUUUGCUAAACUACGCGAUUUUAUUACAUUACAACUUCCGGCGGGAUUUCCCGUCAAAAUAGAGAUACCAUUGUUUCACGUAUUGAACGCACGGAUCACAUUCGGCAACAUAUUCUCAUUGGACGAAUCCGUACGAGGAGUCACACCGAUUAAGGACGAGACCGCCUGUGCCUGUGUUGUGGACGAGUCGUGUUUUGAUGCGCCCAUUGGUUAUCGGAAAAUAGGAUCAGACGAAAUGAGACAAAUCAAUAUGGAUGACGACGAUGUCGUCCAGUACGCCAUCGAACAGUAUCUCAUGGAAGAGGGCACCGAAACCGAUGAGGUGACACUAUGGGAGGCACUCCGGGCACAGCAACCGGACAUCGAUCACGAUCUUCAAAGAGCAAUCCAAGAAAGUUUAGUCGACUUCCAGAAAGGUAUCAAUAAUAAUAGCGGCGGCGGCUGUGGUGGUGGUGUGAGUGGAGAUGCGCGUAGUGUUGACGACCACCCGAAUCCCGCUUCACACGAAUCACAACAACAACAGCAACACAAGUCAUGCAACAUAUCGCCUAAAUCAGAGUCAUCAUCAGAUAAGACAAUGAGUGGUAGCAGUGGCGGCCAAACAAUGGUGGCCAACGGACAGUUACCGUCGGGCCAUCGUACGCCUGCUACUGCUGUUACGACUUCAACAACUGUCAACAAUAACGGCAUCACAAACAAUGGCCGCACAACGGAUCAGGAAUUAGUCAACGAUCUUGAGUUAGCCAUACGUUUGUCUCAACAGGAAAAAGAUGCCGAAGAAAGACGAAUGAAAGAGGAAGAAGAGCUCUUCCAACAAGUGCUGAAGUUAUCUAUUAUUGAUAAGUGAUUUGUUGUUUAAAUCAAAACAAAUUUAAUAAUAAUUAUUGUUAAAAAUAAUAAUAA